GCCAUCUUGGUGUAGGCAAAGUUCUAGAACUGCUUCGGUGUCCUUAAUGCUUGUCUCGGUUGUUUAGAACUCUUAUCCCUGCAAUCCAUUUCCCCGGUUACUCAUCACUUCCUGCUUCCAGUCUGACCGGAAGCGGCUGCCACAGGGGUAGGACUGGAACAAGCUCAAGGUAGGUGUUAGCUUUACAGGUACAUACACAGAUUUGGGGGUCCCUGAGUUCAUAUCUGUUACUUAUUUGUUUCAUUAUUUGAAUCUUGUAAUACUGUGGCAAUUUCUGCUUAUGUGUUAGAAAGAUCAUAUAUAAUAUAUAUAAAAACAACAACAAAUGGGUGACCAGACAGUCCAAAUAGGAGUACUAACGAAUGAUCACAGAGCCUUCAUGGACACAUAUCUCUUCAUCAUAGGGAUGAGCAGUACAUGAAAAGUUCUGCCUGGAGUUAUGUACCAUGCAUGAACUGUAUGAGUAAAAUAAGUUAAAGGGACACUGAAAAUAUAAUAACCCCUAAAACCUGCUGUUGUGGUUAUGGUGUCAGGGGUGAGCUGGUGUAACUGGCACCAUUCCCAGUGUAAUUUUUCAAACCAUUUUAGAACAGAUUGACUUUUCAAUCGGGUCCCUCAAGCAUCUGUGCCGCAUCUGGUCAUCUCCUGCAGAAGUCAGAUGUCAUUUAUAGAGCUAAAGCAGGGCCGGGACAGUACUGCCCUCACUGAAAGCGUUCCCGCUCGAAGCCAAUGAGCCUUUCUCCUGCAUGGCCCUGCUUAGGUCAGUUUAGCUAACCAAAUUUUCAUGGAGACAGAAACAGGGCAUCUGGCCAUGGGCACCAGACAAGGCCCAGGUAAGUUGUUAAACCAUUCUCAGGUGAUUUGAUAAAUUACACUGGGAAGACACCAAAGAACUCCUACACCAAGCAAGUUUGAGACAUGCUUAGUGUUAAAGCAGAGUAGGCACCUGCUUUCUCAAAAUUGCAGGUUCCCACUCUGCCAAAAUUUACCCGGGGGGGAGAGUUCACUGGAGGAGCUCAGUCUUCCUGCUCCUUUGCGCCGUCUGUAAUGGUGCCGGAAUAUGAUAUGAAAUAUUCUGGUAGCCGGCAUCACUACAGACGCCGCGCACGAGGGAUCAGUAAGGAGAUCUCCAGAUAGAAGAUCCCCACUGGACCCCAGGGAAUGAUGUGUGUGCAAGAAUAUGUAAAUGUGUGUGUGUGUCAGUGAGUAUGUGUGUGUGCGCGUCUGUCAGUGUGUGUGUGUAAUAAAAAUCCAGCGCUCUUCCUUAUCUACUAAACAGCAACUUUGGUGCUGACAGAUUUUGUUAGUUUUUUAAAAAACCCUAAUCUAAGCAAAAAAUAAUGGGAGUUUAGUUACGUUAUAUAAUCAUACAUUGCAUAAGCCUGCCACAACGUCAAUGUACCCCAUCUUUGGCAGGUUCUACUCUAACAGCCAAAUGUCUGCUAAAUGAGCUACUUACUUGGGGAAAACUAUGUCUGUGUCUGUCAGUGUUGCGAUGGCCGUGGCUGGACAGUGGAGUACUUGGAGGUGUACAUAGGCAUGUGACGUCGAUGUGCUCCACCUUCACAGGGUUUCAAGAAGUAGCGGGAGGAUCAGCUUUGGCACAUUGUGCAGGCGGCGCCAUUUGGGGUAUACCAGAGGCCGGACUCUGGAGUCACAUACUGGCAACUGCAAUGUGAGUGGAGUCUGCUUGUUGGCUAGAGGAGGGUGCUAGGAUUUAGUGGGGGGUGCUGUUUUUUUUUUUUAUUAUUUUAUACUGUUCUUUUUAAAAUAAAUCUGUUUCUUUGCGGUACACAUAAACUUAAACCUUGUUUAUUUGGCCCGUGCUGGACUUUGAGUUUGACGUGCUUGUUCUACACCAGGCUUCCCCAAACUCCGGCCCUCCAGAUGUUGCUGAACUACAACUCCCAUGAUUCUAUGAAUGAAAUGGAUAGGCUGAGAAUCAUGGGAGUUGUAGUUCAGCAACAUCUGGAGGACCGAAGUUUGGGAUAGCCUGUUCUACACCAUAUCGACUACAUUGCACUGUAUUGAUUUUGGUGCUUAGUGUUCCAGUAACUAAUAAAGACAGUUCUCUGGGUAGUACUAAAGGUAUUUAUUUACCAGUUCUUAUACAAAGUGCUUUACAACAUUUAAAAAUAAUAAAAAUGUAAAAACAUUUACUUGUCCAGCAAACUAGUUGCCGCCUUCUCCUUGUCCUGGCAUAGACAAUUGUUUCAGACUGGGGCUCUAGGCCCUGCACAUUGACAAAGUUAUUUACUAAACCCUGAAUUUCCGCCAAAUAAAUCUGAAUGGAAGAAUUGAGGCCAAAAUAGCUGAUCUGGAAGUAAAUAUUAAACAGCUAUAGUCACAACUGGCUAUUUGUUCGGAUUUGCCACUCAGAUCUAAUUUGAGUUUGAGUUUUGUGUCUUCCCUCAUAGAGAGAGAGAGAGUGAGUGUGUGUGUGUGUGUGUGUUAGCUGGGUGUAAUCGGUGUGUACUGGCCAAAUGUAACACAUACGUUGCAUGUGCUGACUGUUUUUAGUGUGUGGUGCUUUUAGUAUGGAUCUAUGUAACAAUAGGGCAAUGACCCCAUCUUUGUAGGUUGUAGUAUUUAAGCAAGAAAGGUUGAUUUAGCUUAAUAGUUUCCAAUUAUGUCUAGGGUGUAGAUUUCAAAAACACUCCCCUCCCCCAGAAAUUAAAGACAGAGCUGACUUUGCUGACAAUUAGCAGGUGUUACUACUUUUCACCCAAUAGCAUAUACACCAAAGACUUAAUAAGGACUAAGCCAACCUCUUGCCCUCAAAACAGGUGCAUUCAUUUUAAGAAUGUUGUCGUACCAGUCAUAAAUGGUAUUGUGUCAAAAGAGACAUUGCAUCAUUUAAAAAAAAAAAAAAACAAUAUAGUGGUUAUGUUGUCUAGAGUAUCUGCCUCAUGGAUCCCCAUUUUUCACACUUCUCAGAAUAAUGGUUUGAUAUAGAAUUAGGGGCUCCAUUUCUAGCCUGUUUGCACCAUAGCCACUUCAAGAUGCUGGAGUUUUUAUGGUACUUAGACUGCACCUAUAAAUCAUGCUGUAGAGAAAUAAUCUUUAGCAGGAAGCAUACGUUCAGCAGAAUAGCAGGAGCAUAGUUUAGCUUGUUUUCAUAAUGAAUAAUUGUCUUCUAAAGCGUAAAUUGUCGUGGAUUGGCAACUGAAUCAUGCUUGUUUUAUCCAUCUGAGAAGAAUGAAAGACUGAGUUCACUUUGCUGAAAACUGAGCCACAUCAUACAGGGUUAUUCACUAAGUGAAAUUUGCUGGGAGUUCAAAGUAAAUUUCAAGUCAUAAUAUGUAGUAUGAAACAAGGGUCACUACACCAUUAUUUAAUGUGUUCAAAUAAGCAUUAUAUCGCUCCUAUAUUCACAUUAUAGGGGAAUGACAUUUAAAAGGUAGCUUCACCGCAGCGUCAAUUGUAGUGGAUUGGCAACUAAAUCACAAAUUACAGCGUAAUUGAAGAAGAAAACAUUUUUUGCUGUUUUUUGGCGGCUGUAGAUGCGUAGCAGACUUUAUGGGUCAAAGUUAGAAAAGGUGUGUGUGUGUGUGUGUGUGUUUUUUUGUUUUUGUUUUUUUUCUUUUCAUCAUAUUUGAUAAUUUUUUUUAAAGUAAAUGAUGAUAUGAUGAAAAUAAUGGUAUCUUUAGAAAGACCAUUUAAUGGUGAGAAAAACUGUAUAUAAUAUGUGUGGGUACAGUAAAUGAGUAAGAGGGAAAUUACAGCUAAACACAAACACCGCAGAAAUGUAAAAAGAGCCCUGGUCCUUAAAGGACCGCUAUAGUGCCAGGAAAACAUACUCGUUUUCCUGGCACUAUAGUGCCCUGAGGGUGCCACUCUGCAUUGUAGAUAGAACGCUCCAAGCACCACGAGUGGGGGAAUAUUUAAAAGGCUUUCAUGUUCACUGUCUGACCUAUUUUUCUUUUCUUUUCUUAAGGAACAUAAAGAAAAUGGUGUCUAAGCAAGCCUUCCUUUUUAGCUUGGGGUCCCUUUACCUUUCCCUCCUCUUCAUAUUUCUUCUUAUGGACGUCUAUGCAAGACCUGCAAACAACUCUGCCUUAAAAGAAAAGGCCUCGGACAAUAAAGAUGAAAAUGAAAUUUUGCCUCCAGACCACCUGAAUGGAGUUAAGAUGGAGAUGGAUGGACACCUCAACAAAGAAUUCCAUCAAGAAGUUUUCCUGGGAAAAGAGAUCGAAGAAUUUGAUGAGGAUUCAGAGCCUCGCAAAAAUAGGAGGAAGCUAGCAGCUAUCUUUGCAAAGUAAGUAAUGGCCCAUUAGGCAAUAGUGGGGGAAAUAAGAACCAACACAGAUGCAGUUUAUUCUGCAAAAAUUUAACAUACUACAUUAAAGGGACUCUACAGUGCCAGAAAAGCAAUCCGUUUUUCUGGCACUGCAGGUCCCCUCUUCCUCCCACCUCCCAAUCCCCGGUUGCUGAAGCACUGAAAACCCCUUCAGUGACUUACCAGAGGCAGCAACAUGUCCCACGUCGCUGCUUCUUCCUCCGCCGCUCCUCCUCUUCAUUACGUCGGCCAGUGGGCGAGAAUGAUCCUGGCCGGGGAGAACUAAUGCCGCGCAUGCGCAUUAGAGCUCUCCAUAGGAAAGCAUUGAAAAUGCUUUUCAAUGCUUUCCUAUGGGGAAUUGAGCGACAGGUUUUCUGUGCUAUAAUCCAGGAAGUGCCCUCUAGUGGCUGUCUAGAAGACAACUGCAAUAAUUACACUUGCAGGGUUAAGGGUAGUGGGAGUUGGCACCCAGACCACUCCAAUAGGCAGAAGUGGUCACGAUCCGCCGCAGCUUGGUUGGGGUUGGGGUCUAGCCAUCUCCUACCCACCCUGGACCUACGACAAGGCUCCAGGUUCCAGUGGGUGAACCUCUCUCGCUCCAGAGAGUCAAGCAGGAACAGCUCUUACAAGAGCUUAGUGAUUAACUAUAGUUCUUCAAUCCCCCAAACAUGAGCCGAAACUUCAUGAAGAUGCAAGAUGAUCUGAGAGUUUAAUGGUACAGGUUGGAUUUUUAUACAACUUUUCAGGCCAGAGGAACACCCACUGAACCUGAUGGGGCACAGGACACAAAUUGUACAGACCAAUAGAAAGAAUUUAACAAUGCCUGACACUCCCACAUACAGCAACAAUCCCUCCCCUCUGCUUGUAAUACAAUUAAGGUAGAUAAUGUAUUAACGUAAUUAUCCCCAAGCAUAAAAAACACAUUUUACAAAACCCCCAAAGUACCCCGAAACACAACAUAAAUCUUACAUCCUGAUCUGGGUGAACAACGUAUCCAAAAAUCACCCAGAUCAGAGCAGGGGUUCAGGAAAUUCCUGGAAGUCUUAUUUUUGACCCACCAUGCACAUGGUCCCAUGCCCAAAACAGUUCCAGAGAAUUAGGGCUAACGGUUGGUCUCUCUGUCUGGAGUACAAAAGUACAUACUUCACAUGAACCUUUUAAAGUGCAUUGGGCAAGGUAUAUUGCAUGGCUCAUAGUCCUGAGGCAAUAGGCUGGUCAGCAGGCCCCUCCAAGAACCCUUGACGAGGUUCAGAUUGUCACAGAGCCACAAUCACAGGGUAGGAGGCUGGCAAACAGGGCGCUCCAAAAGCCAGUGACAAGGUGACUUGUCACAGGCUCGAAAAAGAAAUACACAAGUAAAAUACAGAAAAAUAACAUUAAAGGGACACUAAUAAAAUAUAUAUAAUUUUGAUAUUGCAGUGUUCCUUAGGCACCAAUCUUUCCCACACACACACACUUCCUCCCCCCUCCCCAUAAACACCAGAAAACGUAUAGGUAAUUCAGCAGUCUCCUUCGUCUGAGAUCAUCCAUCUGGAUGAUCGUAAUUACAAUCCAGUGCUUCUCAUUUAGGCUCUGCUGCAGUCACUGUGCUCAGCUAGUCGGAUGCUUCAUAGAGAAGUGCUCAGUCUAAUGCUUUUCUUUGAGAAGCAUUGCAACACCUAUCUUAAAGCCUUUCAACUCCUAAGUAAUGGUCUCUAGUAGUUACCUGAGGCAUCCUUGGUGACAAAUGUUUAUAUUGCCAUUUCUCCCAAAUGACAAUGCUUACUUUUUCAAAGUGCUGGGACAACUUUUUGAUGUUUAGAGUGUUGAUUUAAAACAAAGAAUAUAUUGUGGUUUUAGAAUGUCUUUAUCAAUACUCACAGGUUUAUUACUAUACUCUGUAUUGUAGAUAGAACGCUCCAAGUCUAACUUGAGCUUUAAAUAUGUUGACAUUCAAAUAAAAGAACUAUGAACAGAAUAUUGUAUACCAGUAGUAGUAUAAAGAUAGAAUUUAAACAUGUAUUUUGCAAAAUUCAAGCAUUUCUUUGUUCGCACUUUUUGACGCUUCCUAAAGAAAAGAAAGUACGGUUUUGGUCGUACACAUUGGGUGAGCUUUGAAACAAAGACUAAACAGUUACCCAUCAGUAUGUAAGGGAGCACUGCCAGAGGUAGUGACUGUCUGCCAGGAACUGGGAAAAAAACUAAUGAGCAUUGCUACAGGAAGGGAAAACGAGAAAGUCCAUAUGCAGCCAUUUGGAUUAGCGGAGCAGGCCAAUUUAGGGGUACGCUGUUAGAAUACACUAAUGUUGAGGUCAUGUAUUAUUGGCAUGUAUAUAGCACCAACUUAUUCCAUGGCGCAUUACAAUAUUUUAGAGGAGUAAAUUUAACUAUAAAUGAUACAAUUUAGAAUUGUUACAGGAACAAUGGGUUGAGGACCCUGCUAGAAAGAGCUCUUAAUCUACAAAUGUAACUGUUGUGUGACAUUUGCAUGGUGAACCUGUCAUUCACCAUGCAAGUGGGUGACAUAUUUCCUUCAUGCCUUUAAAAGUGACAUCAAAUCGUGUUCAUCUUGAUCGGUUAAAAAGAUUACUCUGUCACUUUGAGUCAGAAGCAAAAUAGUGCAAGAUCGCGGUGCUGCCAAUGGCACAGAUCUCAUCAUCCCUGUCCACACUCUUAGAGAUUUAGGCUUCUUGUUUCCGAUAAAGCAUCUUAGAGCCUCCAUUUACUACUAGAGGGAAAGCUUCUAUUUGGCUGAUGGAAUGUUACAGUGGGAGGUUUUCAGAAGGAUAUUACAGCACCUUUUGGCACGUUGUCAUACUACGGCAGUGCAGAAGCUAUUUCUUUAGCCAACUAAUUGUUAGACUUGGAAUGUAUAUGUAAAACACAAUUCAUAAACACAACCAAUGUUUUAAGUUUACUUUUCAACCUGUUAUAACCCUCCUUUAUUUAAUUAAAGUGUUAAUUAAAAUGUUGAACACAGAACCGCUUACACAUUUUAUAAGUUGGCAUUUUAUAACUGAAAUAUAAGGUCAUUGACAUUUGAAAUGAGUAGGAAGUAUUUCCAUCUAGCAUUCAUUGAUCACCUUUUUAAGGUGUGUCAGUGAGUCAUAUAUGUCACUCAGGACGUGUUCUGAACUAAAAAAUUCAAAAGUCCUACAAUACAAUGUGUUCUAGUAAUUUGUUACCGUUCUUCAGAUUCCCAUUUGGGUAGAUUGGUUCAGACAGCCACUCUCUGAUUUGCUUUAUCAUAGUAAUUUUGACGAAUAAUCUUCAUAGUUUUUUUUUUUUAAUUUGACAAUUUUUAUUGUUUUGUCAUAUAAAAGGGUAGGGGUACAGAAAGUAAAGAGGGAAGGGGGGACAGAAGGUUUAAAUCACGAAAUUGCAGUUGUACAACAUUGCUUUGUGUUAAACAAGUCAUUGACAUUGAUAUUCAUGAAGUUGCACUUGUACUGUGAUUUUUUUUUGCUUUAUCAUGUGACAUCUUGAUGUAUGGUUAGCGGGGGAUACCUAGUAUACCGAGGCAGUUUAUUAACAUUUGUUCAUGGGGUCUAUCAGGGACCGUCCCUGCUGUCAUCUAUUGCUAUGCUUUCUUGGAUCAGCCUCUUUGUCUUUCUCCGCAUUUCUAGGGUGUGAGGGUAAGCAGCGUUUAAUAUUACUUAUGUAACAUAUAUAGGAUUGACACAGUAUUCGUUAUAGUUUAUGUGUGUUCACUAAUAUUUGUCGGACGAGGACGUCAGAGUCCCGGGUGUGAAUUUCGGCAUAUAGCGCAUUACUUUUAAGGGUAAGUUGCUAGGCUAGAGUGCGCACCCAGUAUGUGUAGGUUUAACAGUUGCUCACUAAGUAUUCUUUGUUGUGGUACGUCUAUUCUAGGUGCCCUGUGUUUUCAUUCGCUUUUAGUGUAAAGGAGAUCUGAUGAUUUCGUUUCUUAAGGGCCUGAACCUUGGGCUAUAUUUGUAUACGGUAGCCAUCUCGCAUCUUUCAUUUGUGAAAUCUUGUAAAGGUCUAGUGCGUGAUUUCGUGUUUCCCUGCAGGGUUCGUGGUUAAGGUUUGAGGCUGGGGGGGGGGAAAGGGAUGCAGGGGGAAGGGAUCAUAGCUAGGGUAGUGGGUAUGACCCUGGUGAGGUCCGUUACUGACGAGGACAUCUUUGGGCAGGGAGUCGUGUCUUUAGUCAAGUUCAGUCGUUUAGUGUGAUAGAACUUCGCUUGAGUAGCUGGCAGGUUUUGCUACUCAUAGUGGCAGUGGUUUAAAGUGUCUUGAGUCAUGUUAGCCUCUUUUCGCAUUAGGCUAGGGGGGGUUUGGGAGUGGCUGCUGUGUUGACAGGUAGGUACGCCACAUCUCGGCCAUGGGGAGGCUCAGUUUCCCUAUUUUGAGUUGAUUCCACAUUUGUAGUUCAUAAUCCACUGUUGUUGACAACAGAGUCUUGAUUUCCUGUGUUGAGGGUAGUGUAGAGGUCUUCCAGUUUCUAGCUAUUAGGUUGGAGACUGUGCUCAAUAUGAUAUAUAUCAUUUUUUUUGCUGGUUUGGGGAUGGUGUCAGGGAAUGAUCUUAGGAGAAUUGUUUUGGGCUCGUGAAUCAUAACGUCUUGAAUCAUACGUUCCGUCGUUGUCCAGAGUUCGUUCACAGUGGGGCAGGUCCACCACACGUGUAACAUUGUGCCUCUGUGUGAGUUGCAGCGCCAACAUAUGUCUGGUGUGUCAGGGUACAUGUUAUGUAGUCGUGAGGGUACCAUGUACCAUCUAUAUAGCAGUUUGCGUGACGUUUCAAAAUGUGCCGCACAUGAGGAUAAACCUUCGUGUGUUGUGAAUAUGUCCUUCCAUUCACUUGGGGAGAGCUGUUCUUGGAGGUCUUCCUGCCAGUCAUUCAUGAAUUUCCAUGUGACUUCUGUUUUGAGGUAUUCUAGGCCGUCGUAGCAGGUGGACAGCGCUUUUUUCGGAGGUGUUGCUGACAUACAUUGUCGUUCAAACUUCGUCGCUGAGGUCUUUAAAGUCUGGUUACUGUUAAUGAUCGAGUUAUCUCUCAGUAGAGCUUUUAAUUGUAGGUACGAGAAUGCGAAGUUCGGUGGGAGCGAGUAUUCGGUUUGAAGGUCUGGGAACUGUUUCAGGCCUUCAGCUGAGUAGAGGUGGGAUAGGUGCGUGAUGCCCUUUUUUUCCCAUUUGCUGUGUGGGAAUGUGCCAUUGCAGUGGUGUAUUGUUUUGAUCGGGGCGGUUAAUUCCCACGGGUGAGCCGAGCAUAGUUUUUUUUCUGCAGGUGUCCCAUGUGGAUAGCAGGAGUUUGGUGGUGGGCAAUAGGUCCUUGGAGCUUGGCCUUACGUGUUUGGGAGUCCACAGCGUGGAUGAAAGGUCGUUGUUGACGCAGAGUUGGCUUUCCAGCGCUACCCAUUGUGGAGGCUGGUGUAAUCUUCAUAGUUUAAGCAUGUUGCUGUAAUUGUGGCUUACCUCUGUGCCACAGAUGUUUUGAAAUGGGUUGUUGGCGUGACCUGUGAACUAAACGCUUUAUGACAUUCAUGUGAACCUAUUCCUUUCAUAUUUAGCAAUGUAUUUGGUUUGCAUGCCUGCGAAAAGCUGUGUCAGACAUUAGCUGAAUUCUGCCUUAAAUAGUAGCUCAAAUAGUGCCUGCUCCCUUUUGGGGUUGAAAUGGAACAGUCAAAUUUGAGAUCACUGUCGUGGAUGUGAUGUCAGUAGGAACUCUGUAGUAGUUGUGAUGUCAGUAGGAACUCUGUAGAGGUUGUGAUGUCAGUAGGAACUCUGUAGAGGUUGUGAUGUCAGUAGGAACUCUGUAGAGGUUGUGAUGUCAGUAGUCACUCUGUAGUGGUUGUGAUGUCAGUAGUCACUCUGUAGUGGUUGUGAUGUCAGUAGUCACUCUGUAGUGGUUGUGAUGUCAGUAGGAACUCUGUAGUGGUUGUGAUGUCAGUAGGAACUCUGUAGUGGUUGUGAUGUCAGUAGGAACUCUGUAGUGGUUGUGAUGUCAGUAGGAACUCUGUAGUGGUUGUGAUGUCAGUAGGAACUCUGUAGUGGUUGUGAUGUCAGUAGGAACUCUGUAGUGGUUGUGAUGUCAGUAGGAACUCUGUAGUGGUUGUGAUGUCAGUAGGAACUCUGUAGAGGUUGUGAUGUCAGUAGGAACUCUGUAGAGGUUGUGAUGUCAGUAGGAACUCUGUAGUGGUUGUGAUGUCAGUAGGAACUCUGUAGUGGUUGUGAUGUCAGUAGUCACUCUGUAGAGGUUGUGAUGUCAGUAGUCACUCUGUAGUGGUUGUGAUGUCAGUAGUCACUCUGUAGUGGUUGUGAUGUCAGUAGUCACUCUGUAGUGGUUGUGAUGUCUGUAGUCACUCUGUAGUGGUUGUGAUGUCUGUAGUCACUCUGUAGUGGUUGUGAUGUCUGUAGUCACUCUGUAGUGGUUGUGAUGUCUGUAGUCACUCUGUAGUGGUUGUGAUGUCUGUAGUCACUCUGUAGUGGUUGUGAUGUCUGUAGUCACUCUGUAGUGGUUGUGAUGUCAGUAGUCACUCUGUAGUGGUUGUGAUGUCAGUAGGAACUCUGUAGUGGUGUGAUGUCAGUAGGAACUCUGUAGUGGUUGUGAUGUCAGUAGGAACUCUGUAGUGGUUGUGAUGUCAGUAGGAACUCUGUAGUGGUUGUGAUGUCAGUAGGAGCUCUGUAGUGGCUGUGAUGUCAGAAGGAACUCUGUAGUGGCUGUGAUGACAGUAGUAAUUCUGCAGUGGCUGUGAUGUCAGAAGGAACUCUGUAGUGGCUGUGAUGUCAGUAGGAACUCUGUAGUGGUUGUGAUGUCAGUAGGAACUCUGUAGUGGUUGUGAUGUCAGUAGGAACUCUGUAGAGGUUGUGAUGUCAGUAGGAACUCUGUAGAGGUUGUGAUGUCAGUAGGAACUCUGUAGUGGUUGUGAUGUCAAUAGGAACUCUGUAGAGAUUGUGAUGUCAGUAGGAACUCUGUAGUGGCUGUGAUGUCAGUAGGAACUCUGUAGUGGCUGUGAUGUCAGUAGGAACUCUGUAGAGGUUGUGAUGUCAGUAGGAACUCUGUAGUGGCUGUGAUGUCAGUAGGAACUCUGUAGUGGCUGUGAUGUCAGAAGGAACUCUGUAGUGGCUGUGAUGACAGUAGUAAUUCUGCAGUGGCUGUGAUGUCAGUAGUAGCGGUAAUGUCUGUAGUGGUUGUGUAGUACCCUGACCCUGUUUCCAGUAAUGGGACAAACCAAUUUGCAAAUGUUUACCCUCUUACCUGGGUCCCCCAGGCGUUGUGAGUCCUUUUUGGUGACGUACAUCCAGUUUCAGCAGAGCUUCAGAUGCGAUGCCGUUGCUAUUCAUUGGCUGACAGCGUCAGUUGAUUGAACUCAGCCAAUGCAUGCAAUUCUGUGCAUAGAUUUAUGCACAGAAUUAACAUUAGCCAGCGUGGAAAUCCUCAGUGACACUGCGGGAGAUGGAGUUACACCUCCAGCAGCAAAGAAGCUAAACUCUGUAUGUGCAGCACUUCAUAGCAGAAUUCUGCAUAUACAGACUCUAGGCACCAUGAACCCUUCAAAUCACUAAAGUGGUCAUUGUGCUUGGAGUAUUUCUUUGGCUGUGGCUCACUAUGAAACAAAAUGUUUGGGGUUUUUUCAAUGUGUUUACUUUAGAAGUUCUUAUCUCCUGCUCUCUAAAUUGGACUUUAAUCACACUCAUGAGGCUCCUGCAGGCUCUUUCAGACAGGUUACAGAAAAGGAUAUAAUACAUUCUAAAGUCAAAACUGCAAUAAAUGAAGUAGACAGAUUAGAUCUCUCUUUACAGGAAAGGUGUAGGAAGUCUACGUAAGUCACAGGCAACACAAAAGGGACCAAAGCUGCAUAAACCGUGAUUUAACUCCUAAAUGACAGAUACAGUGAGACUGUGGGGACAUGAUCUAUACUCCAAAAUCACCUACUUAAGCUAAAGUUGUGUUGGUGCUUACAGUGGAUACUCUAGUCAUCUUAACUACUACACAGUUUGACAAAAGAUGCAACUCUCCUGGCACCCAGGUCCGACGUGCUGCUCAAAUAACGCAAUUGUACUUCUGUAUUAUACGUCCAAACCUGUUAAGGAUUGGUAGGUUGAAAGAGCUGGGCAAAUUUGACCUCAGAUCAUCAUUGUUGUCCAAAAGUGGACAGUUUUGUACAGAUAAGGCAGGCGUAUAAUUUCUAUAUUGUUAAUAAAGAGUAGAAUCUUCAGUCGUUGGCUGAUGAAAGAACAUGCUCAGAGGCAUGCUACCAUGGCUCCCCUAUCAUGGUUAGGGAAGCUAGAGUGCCCCUUUAAUAUUCAUUAAAAAAUGUAUUAUUUUUUAAAUUUAUUUAUUUUAUGUUUUCUGAGAAAUCUGAUUCUGUGCUGACGGUAAGAUUAGGAUAGGACCGUAAUCUGCCUCUUCCUGCUGGGAGCACACAUUGAUGUGGUACAUUUACCCGAAAUUAUGUCUCAGCAUAAACUCGGAUAACCUGAACACUAAAACAGUUUUACAACCUCAGAGCGAGCGAGGUUACAAAAAACAAUCCCACACAGACUACUAGGUGCAGACUGUGUGGUUUUGUACUUAUGACUCUCGUAGAUAUAUUUUACAUUAUUGCUUGCUUUUUUGUGUGAACCAAUACAUAGUCACGUCUCAUGCCCUGCAGGUCUCUGUUGGCCAAUAUUUUUAUGUAGAUGUUCGCAUACCUUUCAGAAUUUCAAGCUAAAGGACUAAAAAUGAUGAAAAAAUUAUGAAAUUAAACUGUUUGUAUGUAUAUGUAUGUAUGUAUAUGUGUGUGUGUAUGUAUGUAUGUGUGUGUGUGUGUGUGUAUAUGUAUGUGUGUGUGUGUGUGUGUGUAUGUAGUAGUUAAUUUUAUAUAUAGUUUUUAGUUUAUUUAAUCAAAUCUUCUGGGUAUUUUAUUCACUUUUCUCAAAACAGGUACUAUGUUAACGUCACUAUUAAAGGGAAUAUCUUGUGUCACAGCCCUUCAUCGGAUGGGAAAAAUAGAUCAGUUGUAUUAUUUAGUUUACAGUGUUGAAAGGGAACCUGGCAUCCAAAAAAACUGUGGAUGAUUUUUUUUUCAUUUUCAGGUAGUUUUAGAUCUCAUGUUUGAUUUGUGCUAGCAAAAUAGAUAACAAUUAUAUAGAUUAAAAAAGAUAUACUUGCCUUAAACGCUUCUUAAUCUACAUAAAAGAUGGCGUGGGGAAAUGGGACUGGCGCAGUGAUUAAGGAAAAAAAAGGCAAAAAACUGAACGUCCUGUAUACUUGUGUGUUCUCAAAUUAGCUGUGAAAUUCUAUCCUCUAUACUUUGUGUGUUUUAAGUGAUUAUUAAAAGCUGAAAAGUUGUCCCUUUUUAUAUUCAUUAUAACUCACAUGGCAGAAUUUUAAUACCAUACAUUAUAAUACGUAUCGUUGCUACAAGCUGGGUAAUAUAAAAAGAAAAAAGGAGGACCACCAGUUUAACCCCUUAAGGACACAUGACGUGUGACAUGUCAUGAUUCCCUUUUAUUCCAGAAGUUUGGUCCUUAAGGGGUUAAAGUAUUUGGGUGUGAUCACGGAUUUCAAGAAGGACUAGAGGAAGUUUUGUCAAACACCUGAGCUCUCUUUGGGUUCUUUGCUAUUUUGGACCUUGAUACAUUUGAUGAGAAAUUCAUUGAAGGUUUUUAAUGAUGUGUUGAAGUCUGGGGAACCUCAUUGCCAGUUCAUUUGCAGAAAGUUUUAACUAAAUUCGCAUUCUGAGCCCAUUCUCCUUUCGGUAGUAGAAGGGGAAAUUUAUAAUAAACACACAUCACACAUUUGUCUGCUAGAAUUCUGACAACUUCCUAUUCCUCAGAGGUUUAUCAGCCUGAUUUAUAUCUAAAUUGUGAACAUUGGUGAUCACCUCUAUCAUACACAAUCAUGAACUUGGUGUUGUUUGAGAAAUGUGUAUUUUUACAGUAGAUAAAAAGCCAAUUUGCCCAUGUAGUCUGUCCAUUACCUAUGUAAAAGAAAAACACAUUUAAAUUCUGUUACGGUUUGUCUUGACAAUCUCUUUAAAGGUUAACAACUCCUAAAACAAUAAAAAAAAAUUAUUACUCAUAGAUAAAUUAUAUGUUUAAAUGUUUUAGUAGCUGUUAACCAAUGAUUACCUGUACUCCAUCUUGCCAUUGCCUCCAUGAUCCAGAUAUCCGUAGCCCCCCCACCUUCGUCCCCAGUCUCCCCGCUAGGGAAUACUUCCUCAAGCGGUGCAAUCCUCCCACAUGACACUCGACAUUCCUAUAUUUCACCUUCAAACAUGAGAUGCGCAUGCUGAAGCAAUAUCGCAGCAACUACAGCACAUGAGCUCUAUUUGCAACACUAAAGACCAGGAAACUACCCAUAGUUUGGUUUACUAUUGUGUUUUAGUUAUAAUGCAGAAUGUGUUGGCCCUUCAUAAAUAAUAAAAGUAAUUUAAUUACUUAGUUUGUGAAUCCAGAAAUCAGAAGCAGUUAUUAAAUUGGAUCCAUUCCUAAUUCAACAGCAAAUAUUUACUUAUUGCAGAAUUCCUCUAUAGAGCUUUGUUUGUUUUUUUUGUUUUUUUCAAUAACUCUGGUUUAAUUUGUCAUUCAUUGUCAUGAGGUUUUUCUGUAUAAUGUUCCCAGGCGAAUUCAAGUUGCAUGGUUUAUCGCAGGUAAAUCGCUUGAUCCCUAUUAAUUUAUCCAGAUAUAUGCAAUGCCCAUGUGCAACCUAAAAUUAAAUUUUUAUUUUGUUUGUUUCUGAGGGUGUUAUUUUCACUUUCUCACAGCUUUGGUUAAAAAAACUGCAAGAGGUGGGAUGUGCUUUGUUAUGAAUGGGGUCGACAAUUCUGUGGUUUCCUGUAGAGCAUUGAUCUAAUACAUUUAAAACCUGAAAAGAUAACUUGUCGUCAAGGAAUUUAACCAUCUUUUUUUUUUCUUUUGUUCAUUAAACAAAAAAUAUAAAAAUCCUUGCAAGUCUGUGUUCAUGCCUUCAUCAUAAUUGUUCAUGCAUAGUAAUAUUGAGUCAUUGUGGAUGGAAGAAAGGGUUACCUGUGCACUGCUCUAAAUCUUUAAUAAUAACAUAGCAAAAAACAGGGUAUAAGAGUAUACUGAGAACGGGCAGCAGCUGAAAUAGCCUGCCCUUCGGUGGGUCCCCGCUCAGAUCUAAAGCUGGUUUUAGCAAAAAACGGGGUGCAAGAGAAUACGGAGAACGGGCAGCAGCUGAAAUAGCCUGCCCUUUGAUGGGUCCCCGCUCGGAUCUCAAGCUGGUUUUAGCUCAUCUUGUGCCAUUACAGAGAGAACAUCUCUGAAACAUAUCAGACUGGUCCCACCCAUACGGGCAGUCCAGAUCCGAAAUGCCAGCAAGUUACCUCUACACGAGAGACGCAGAGCGAACUUGCUGACAUUUUGAAUUUUGACUGCCCGUGUGGGUGGGACCAGUCUGAUAUGUUUCAGAGAUGUUCUCUCUGUAAUGGCACAAGAUGAGCUAAAACCAGCUUGAGAUCUGAGCGGGGACCCACCAAAGGGCAGGCUAUUUCAGCUGCUGCCCGUUCUCAGUAUUCUCUUACGCCCUGUUUUUUGUUCAUAAUAAUAACAUACUUAAAGGACCACUAUAGGCACCCAGACCACUUCAGCUCAAUGAAGUGGUCUGGGUGCCAAGUGCCCCUAGUUUUAACCCUGCAACUGUAAACAUAGCAGUUUCAGAGAAACUGCUAUAUUUACAUUGAGGGUUAAUCCAGCCUCUAGUGGCUGUCUCCCUGGCAGCCACUAGAGGCGCUUUUGCGAUUCUCAGUGUGACAAGCUCAUUGAACACACGCAGCAUGAGUUCAGAUCCCCAUAGUAAAGCAUUGAGUAAUGCUUACCUAUGGGCGGUUUGAAUGGGCACGCAGCUCUGGCAGGGCAUAACCCCUUCAGCCACGGGAGGGGGCCAUGAGGGAGGAGGGGACCUAAUAACACUAUAGUGCCAGGAAGAGGCUCUGACAGUCAAAAUCUUUUCUUUCUGAUAUGUACAAUGUAUCCUUACUUCACAUACUGUCACUUUGCUCUUGCACAGUAUUAGCAAUGUUAUGUCACUUACAUUGAGACACCACAUAAUCUAUUGUGUUGGUUGUAUGCUGGGUGUCCUUUGGCAUGGGCCUUAUAGUCCGCCUCCACUGCGUGCCACAUAACUAUCCUUCUAGCCUAACUACUAUUCCUACCUUUACAAAUGGACUGGACCAAACACUAGGGAUUCACUAUUGCCAUUUCACAAAACCUGCACCUUGGUAUGCUUAUCCUUUUGUUUGUUCCAUACAUCUGUACCCCUCAUACAACCCUAUUUCUCCAUCCAGCAGCUCAGGACUAACAUUGAGCACUCUGCCUCCUGCUACAAUACCUCUACACAUGGCCCUCACUAGGCAUUCACUCCAAACGUUUACACAUGGCCCUCCAUGGGCACUACGACAAUUUCGACCCCUCAUUUGGGCAAUUACAUAUGUCAAUUUCCUGAUAUACGAGAGUCAAAGAAAUACAACCUUUCAUACUACGUUCCAAUAUUACACAUGGCCUCGUUAGGCCCACGCAAGUCUUUUCUUUAUGGCCCUCUCUCGGCACACUCCCGAAAACCUGGAACCUAUCCCUUUUGCAUUUAACAUAUCCAGGCUUCUUUGGUCUGUCACUAUUUUAACUGUUUAGUACUUCCACUUUAAGGCACUUGCUAGUUCUGGUAUUUUGCUUCCUGCAGUACGCUAUGGGUUUUGAUUAGAUGUUCACUUGGUUAUUUCUCAGGGUGUUCUUUUUCAUACAUAGUUCAGGUUCUUCUAGUGGAAGGAUGUGCCGUGGGAACUCAUGCCUAGAUUUGGUACAAUCAGGUAUCCAGUACCAGCUUUUGAUGUAAACUGUUAAUUUUGAGUUACUCCACAUGUCUGCACUGUUAUGUUUUAUAUUAUGCCUUUCUGUCACUAUUCCUACUUGCUCCAAACUUGCGGCUGGUUAUCCUCAACGUGAUAAUUUGUAAGCUGUACCCUCGUCUCUUGACAUAUACUUCACAGGGGUCUUGUUGUUCAAUUAUUCUGAUCACCUCCCUAAUGGCCUAAAUCUUUAUCCCAAGUUAUACCAGGUAUGCUUGGAUACCGACCAUUGCAUAUCUGGGGGUACUUUUGCAUGUAUGGUCAACGGAGUCAUUUAUUACACUGUUCAAUUUCCUUUGGUUAGUUUGGUAACAGAUAUUGAGUAUUUUGUGUCCUGGUCUCAUUGCACUUACUUUAGCUACCUUACCGGCAAUCUUUGUUGCAUUUUCAUUGGUGUUGGUGUCGUAGUUCUGAAUUAUGAAUACUAAGUUCUUGGGUCUCUCUCUAUUGUUGGAUUUUGGUUUUGGAUCUAUGUAAACAUAUUCUUUUGCCCUCCGCUUUAUAUUCCCCUAUUCUUACCAUCAACUUCUAGCAUAGAUUUAUCUGCCAGGUAUAUGUCUAAUCAUGCCACACUUAUUGUUUUGCAUUUACGUUUUUCAAGUCACCACGUAAGUGAGUUGCUUUACGAUACUACCUCCCUUCUUACAACAACCACUCGCUCUACAGAACUGAUCUUUAGCUUGGUCUGGCUGUUAGGGUAACCUAAGUGGCCACAGGUUGUUUUUGGCUUCUUGUGCCACUAUAUAGCUGUCCCGCGAGGCCAACUCCCAUCCUCAACUACGGAGGUAUUCGCCUCUCGGGCCAAAUCAUAGAUACUACCUCGCAUUUCCACCCUCUUGGCAAAAGCAGUUAGGGCCUCACCUGUCUCGGCCAACUUAUUUUGAAUCUCUUUAAUCCUCACCGAGAGACCAACACCCCGCCACAACGCUCGGUGGCAAACAUACCCAACGGGCCAAAUCCUAGGUAGAGCCUCUCAUUUCCACUUGGCAACUAGUUAUUUUCACAAGUCACAAUUUAGCUUAAUUGUUUUGCCACUUGGUAUAAAAUAGGUCAGCCAGUAUCUUGGUGUUAUACAGUAUCUCCCACUAACAAAUUUUCUCUUUCAGGUAUGGUUAUAAAUGCUGAUAAAAUGUAAAGUAUUGAUUGCGUAAUGUAGACCCGUAUUAAAGGGUUAAACUAUAAAAUUUGUGCCCUCUUUUUACAGGCCUACCCAAAUGUCGGUUUCUGCACACCACAACCGACUUGUGCACCACUAACAUAACUCGGCUUAUUGUCCCAGACCACAAAUAUAUAUAUAUAUAUAUAUAUAUAUAUAUAUUUUCCUUUAUCUGUGUAUAACUAUACAUAUGUACAGUUCAUAAAUAUUCUGGACAUUUCCACAUUUUGUAGUGUUCCAUCCUGGAAUUAGGGUGCCUACAUGCCUAUUUUAUAACGAUGAGUUGUGGGUUUAAUACCGUAAUAUUCCACAACUUAUAACAUUUAUAUAUCACUGUCAAAAGUCUGCAUUUUUAUUCUUAGAAAAAAAUACUGCAUAUGUCACAUCUGCGUAAUAAAAUACUAUAUGAUUACAUUUUAGCAUAAAAUUAUAAUUAUUUUACUUUAUCAAAAUGAUCGACUGUUGCCGCAGUAGUAAAUAUAUACCGGUAGUUUGGAAUUGUUCUCGUGUGUGAAAGCAGAUCAGGAAGUGAGAUAAGGCUGUAUUGUUUUUCUUUAAGAAGGUAAAUGCGUUUUUUUUUACUGUGACUCUUGAUUGCGACUCUUUUAUAUGUCAUUUGAUGAGGUGUGGAAUCUUAUCUUAUAGUUUUACAUCCACCACUUGGUUUUAUAAAAAUAGCCACUGAUUCAUGUAGACAUUGUCUACGCAUAUUGUGCUUCUCCAAAAUCAUAUUUAUUCGUUUGGCUGAUUGGAAAAAAAAUGUGAAUAUUUCUGAAGAAGGAAGAGUUGUACAUACAGGGUGGAAUUUCCACUAGUCUGUGGCUAGUGAAAAAUAUAACUGAUCUGAAAGAAAUGCUAAUUUUUCUAACUUGGUGACAUUAAGUAAACUAUAAUCUUAAAUUCUAGUAAUGAUUCUUCAUGUGUGUCAGAUGUCUUGUUCCCGAUUAGUGUCUCAUUUGUCUUUGUUUUGAAACGGAAAAAAAAAAAAUACUCAUUAGAUCUGAAGGACUCAAGCAAGAAGGAGUGUUUUAAGAAAGACCGUAAAUGCCAAAUUUAAAAUGAGAAUUUUGAAAAAAAAAAGAUCUAGCUUUGGUAAUAUAUAUUUUUUUUAAUAAAUAUACUUGUCCUUUUUAAAUGGAGAAAGGAACACCAUUUUGUUAGGAAUACAGUUUUGUUUUGUAUUCCUAACUCUAUAGGGUCUCCUCACUCUUUAGAUUAGAUUAGAGCUCCCCCUCUAAAUUUAACAGAAACAAAGGUUUUACUUAUGGUGUUUUUUUUUUUUUCUUUCUUAAUGCCAUGACUCUCUUGAUGCUGACUCCCAAAACGCAUUCUUAGUGCAUCACUUGAUCUUCUCAUCCAAUCCUGCUCACAUUGGAGACGAGUAUGCGCAUGCAUUCAAAUGCUUCUCAUACGAAAUGCAAUGAAUCCAUUGCUUCCCUGUGAGCUUUAUUUGACAUUGAAUGUCACAUGAACGCAUCAAACCUCAUGUGUAACCUCAGCACAAGUACCUCUGGUGGCAUUCAAGAAGACAGAUACUAGAGGGGUGUUUAACCUUCAGCAAAACAUUACCAUAUCUACAAAACGGCAGUGUUUUAGAUUGAAGGGAUAAAAUUAAUGGGCCAGUUCACCCAGACUGCAACACAAACUUAGGAAGAAGAAGAAUGAUGUUUUGAUAUUUAAGUUGGGGGAAAUUAUGCCUGUGUUUGAGCCCGUUUUUAUUAUUGUCGGUUGAUCGUUUUCAGGGUGGACACUAACAAGGAUGACCGGAUUAGCGCCCAGGAGAUGCAGAGCUGGAUCAUGAAGAAGACAGAAGAACAUUUCCAGGAAGCUGUCAAGGAAAAUAAGAUUCAUUUCCAUGCUGUGGAUCCUGAUGCCGAUGGUAGGAAAUUCUAAUUUUUGUCAAGUGACCCUUUUUUUUUUCAUGCCGCACGUGAUUUUCUUUUUAAACUGAAUUUCAUGGCUCUAGGCAUAUUAGCCAGUAGUUGUUAGGCAGGUAUAUUUUUAGAUAGGACACGUCAGCAUGUAAUCCUUCUAAAUUAAAUAGUGCCAUUAUAGUGAAAUUUUUGCAAGAUUCCCCCCCCUCCCCCUCCGGCACCGUGUCCUCUGAAUGAAGGCACCUAGUAGAAUGUCUGGAGAGGGAGAUCUAGUGAUCUCAAGUUAUUCACCCUUUUACAGACAUCUUCCUUAGCUUACCUGGCAUGCCAGCGGUCAUGUUACCUUUGUUCUCUCACACAUGCACAAUAGUACAAAAUGGAGGCUUGUGGAACAUUCUGUGAGAUCAUGAGAAAAUUGCCUUUUCCAUCAGUCGAGACAAGACGACUUUAAAUAAUAUUUUACUCUGCCGUUUCCAUGAGCAGAUUGUCUGUCUUUAUUUUAAAGUGUCUAAUUUGUAGUUUUAUUGAAAUUCCAUUGUAGUUUACAGGUUUUACAUAAAAAUUCUAAUAAUAAUAAAAAAAAAAAGUGGAAGCAACAUGACCUCAUGUCUAUUGAAAACUAGUGAAAGUUAAAUGUUAACUUCAUUUUUAGUACUUCAAUAAUAUUAAUUUUCGUGAUUUUGUGAAAAACCAUAGCAAAAGCAUAUAUCAGCAUGUGAAUUGUGAAAGAGAUUAUAUCGUUUCUCGAUAUGUGCUCUAGCAUAACCUCUUUUUUUUUAAAUUCUUUAUUUUAUUUGUGCAUAGAGUGAACAAUCAGAUUUGCACUGCCACAGCGGCUGGCACAAGCAAAUAUGUAGACAUACAAUAACAUUAGUAUGGCAUCGAAAAACAUUGCACGUUUUUUGUUAUAAUCUGAACGUGAAAACAAGUUUAGUGUUAAACAGGCUGGUACGAUUUGACAUGCUGAUAAACUGGGUAAGUAGUUGCUUGCCUAUGUACGAGUUAACCCGCUAAGGUCUUGGUAUGUCAAGCUAGAUUUUCACAAGACAGGCAUGCUAAAUGAAACAUGCGAAACGUUAGAUACAUUUGAGUAGACUGUGUAUAGUAAUAUGUUAAGAGAGACUGCGUAUCUAUACGGUAGGUAGGUGUAGCAUAACCUCUUUUAUAGCCCAAUGCUCCUCAACUCUCUCGUCAAGGCACACCUAACAGUUCAGGAUUUUGGGAUAAGCUGGGUGUAUCCAAGUUGUAAAAAUAAAUAAAAAAUAAACACCUUAGACUAUUAAGGUGUUUUUUUAUUUUAUAGUUUUUUCCCCCUUUUUCUAAACACCUUCGACUUACACGGGUAAUCUCGAAAGCCUUGGCUAUUAGGUGUGCCUUAAGGAGCACUGCAAUAGCCUGUCUGAAAAGAUUUGAUGGUGCUAGCAAUCAUUAUGAUUGACCAGUUUGUUAAAGAAAUGUCUUGGGGAAACAAGCAUGCAAAUAAUGCAAAAAAGACUGAGUGUUUUGUCACCUUAAAUGAUUGCAAUAACAUUAAAUUCAAAUGUUUAUUAUGUGUGUUUAGACUACUGGAACCCCCACUUGUUUAAAAAAAAAAAAGAAAUAAAAACUUAAAAUGCCUGUGUAAUUAAAAGCUAGGAUAAUCUCUUCGGUGCAGCAGCUAUAUCGCUGAUAAAGUCAUCAUUUAUCCAUCAUUUAUCCAAUGAUUCUCGUAGAGAAGCAUUGGGGGGUCAUAGAACAAGCAUUCAACUAUUUCAGCUCUUUGCCAAUCACAUUCUUCUAGUCUAGAAGCUUUGAGUCCAAUACUUCUAUGAUAAGUAUUGGCGUGCUUAGUGUCAAAUGGCGUGCUCUCUGACAAAGUCUUAGACAUGGCAGUAUUUUCCAGUGGCUCAUGAAAAGGGGCAGCAUGUAUGGACCAAAACCACAUAAUUAAAGGAAAACUAAAGUGUAAGGAAAACAAACAUGUAUCCGUGACACUGUCUAGAAGUGGCUUUUUAAGUCCCCGGCCCUGUCCUUUCUCAGUAAUUUUAACUCUCUCUUUCUCCCACACCACACUGAUCUUGCCAUGGCUGGCCCUGCCUCCAUGGAUGAGAUCAUCAAUCGUGAUGAUCUCAGCCAAUCCAAUGUUUUCCCAUAUAAAGCAUUGGGAGGCUAUUGUGCAUGCACAGCAAGACGCUGCGCAAAUCGGCAUCUCCUCAUAGAUAGACAUUGAAUCAAUGCAUCUCUAUGGGUAACUUCAGCAUCUCCAUUCAAGGCAUGGACGCCCUGAACGUAGGUGCUGCACACAGUGCAGAACUGGACUAGGAAUCACCUUUAGUGGCCGUCUGAGUGAUUGUCACUAAAGGUGUUACUAGGCAUCACCGUCUUUUCUCUGAAAUGGCAGCGUUUACAUUGAAAUAGCUGCAGGCACAGGCUAUAGAGACCAGAACCGCUACAUUAAGCUGUAGUGGUUAGAGUAACUAUAGUUAUCCUUUUAGAUGAAUUUACCAUUUAAUUUACACAGAACACAUUAAAGGUGCAAAAUAUUUUCAAAAUAUUCUCCUUAAAGUUAAUUUAUCUCGUGGCCUGAUGUCACUCUACAGAGAAUAUAUCAUGAACACAUUGCGCUGGAAAAUUGCUAGCAAAUAUAUAGAUGAGAAGUUUCUUCACAAAUCGUUUUUUGACCGUUCUUAGUGUCUGACACAAAUAUUUCGUCUACUAUGUAUAGUGCAAACAUGGUGGUCAGGAGAAGAUGCACUUCCUUUUGCACCACCUUCAAUUCAUGCAAUAACUUUCCACUCCUCCAGUGUAGGUAACCAUGGCACUCCAGUUGUUGUGGACUGCAUCUCCCCUAAUGCUUUGCCAGCAAUAUGGCUUAAAUAGUAUUAUGGGAAAUGUAGUCCACAACAUCUGGAGUGUCAAAGGCUGCCUACCCCUGCACUACUACCAGGAUUCACAUGCAUGAUCGGCAUUGUGGGGCGCUUUGCACCUCAUUUGGUGGUCGGGCAGUUGUUUUUAUUGCAGUGCCAAAAUAUUAUCAAUUAACUAUACAUGACAUUCAAUAAAAUAUAAGAAUCCAACAAAAGGUUACACUUGGUCAGGGCUCAGGAUUUCAAGUUCAAGCUAUUAGGCUUAAAUGUGACCUGUCACUAUAAGCACUGAAGGUCUGUGGCACACUCAACAUGGGCAAAUUUCUGUUCAAGCAUUAAACCAGACUUUUCUGUUGUUCUGCAGGGCACGUGUCAUGGGAUGAAUACAAGAUCAAGUUUUUGGCCAGCAAGGGGUUUAAUGAACAAGAGGUGGCAGACAAGGUGAAGAAUAACGAAGAGCUGAAGAUUGAUGAAGAAAGUAAGUUCCCUGUCAUCGUUUUUGUGGCAAUAAUAAAUUAAUUCUGUGUUCAUUUAGUACCUGGACUUUGGUAAUUAUUGCAUAAUGAGGGCUCUACGUAUAGGUUCUAAAAGUGGAGAAAUCUGCAGGAACUGUUUGUUUUACCAAUACAUUAAUUUAUUAUAUCUACAUGUUUUGGUGGGGGUCUGCAGGCCAAUUCAUUAUUCUAUUCAUAAAUCAUAAUUCUAUUCAGGGGAUUAUUAGUUGAUUAUUGUAGUCACAAAAGCAAAUCAUUUUAUAUACAUUUUUGCAGGGAUGGUGGAUGGAAGUAUGUGGCAUUCAGAAGCGAAUGACUACUUUGCACCUAAAAUUGUCCUUACAUAAAUCCAUUAAGAUAAUAUUGUUAACAGAUUAAAGAAGCUACUUCACUGUAGUGGUUCUGGUUUUAGAAAUGCUCUGCCAUCCAUUCUUUGUCUCCACUACUAAUACAUUGCAGGGAUUAGCUCAUUGGCUGAGAGCGAUCAGCUUAUGCUUAGCUCAGGAGAGCUAACGGUAGCAUGUGCUUAGGAGUUUUUGGCUUACCUUCAAUCAGGGCUGCCAUCAGAAGUGACAACCAUAAUGGUUGUGACAAGGGCCCGGACUGCUCUGGCAGUCCUGCACACCACAUUCCCUAUGUGCACAUAUAUAUAGCAAUUAUUGAUAUUGAUAUUGAUAUAUAUAUAUAUAUCAUCUAUCGAUCUAUCUGCGGGAUCUUGCCGGCUACCUGUUACUGCCGAGGGGGCCCAGAACACAUUACAGCUCCUCUCUAACUCUCGCGAGACCCGUGGCUGUCAGAUCGUUGCAACUGGUUACCAUGGCAACACUCCACGUGGCACCCAAGCCAUUCUCGCAAAAGUUGUAGAGGAGCUGUACUGGGCCCCCUCUGCAGUAACAGGUAGCCGGGGGCCCCACCAUUCCACCGGACCACCAGGGAAUGGAACCUCUCCCCACCCUGGACAGAGGUACGAAGCAGGGAGGGGGGAAUACUAUUUUAUUCAAAUAAAUGUGAAAAUAAAUUCACGUUGUGAAUAAAUGCACAUUGUAGGCCCUAGUUUACACAACAUUUACACAAACUGCAUACAAUAUUAAAAAUCAAACAAACACCACAAUCUGCAUUCACUGCACUGACACACGCGCACUCUGCAUUCACUGCACUGACACACGCGCACUCUGCAUUCACUGCACUGACACACGCGCCCUCUGCAUUCACUGCACUGACACACGCGCACUCUGCAUUCACUGCACUGACACACGCGCACUCUGCAUUCACUGCACUGACACACGCGCCCUCUGCAUUCACUGCACUGACACACGCGCCCUCUGCAUUCACUGCACUGACACACGCGCCCUCUGCAUUCACUGCACUGACACACGCGCCCUCUGCAUUCACUGCACUGACACACGCGCCCUCUGCAUUCGCUGCACUGACACACGCACACACGCGCAUUCGCUGCACUGCAUUCACUGCACUGCACACACGCGCCCUCUGCAUUCGCUGCACUGACACACGCGCCCUCUGCAUUCGCUGCACUGACACACGCGCCCUCUGCAUUCACUGCACUGACUCACGCGCACUUUGCAUUCAAAUAAAAUAUGGUUUAGCAAAAUUAAACGGUUAUUUAUUUUUUAUGUCCUUCAUACAUAAAAUAAAAUAUGUAUUUUUUAAUUUUUUAAUCUGCCUCUUGACAUGGGCCUUUCGGUGAACCUGCUUCCAUAGCACAGAAAUAUAUAUUAACCACUCUUUGCAUGCUUUCACAAAAUGUUCCUUACAUCUGGGACCAUCAUCUUCCACCUGGUCAUAAAAAAAAUUGUUUCUUAUGGUAUACUUUCUUUUCAUUGAAUACAGAGACUAUGAAGAAUGCUUGUACUUGUUCAGAAAUCUACUUUGAUUCAAAUUCUACCUGCCUUUUGUCUUUUAAAAUCAGCUAUUUAUACAUCUCUACAUGAUCAACAUCUUUCUGCAUUUCACCUGUUAAUAUAAACUACCUGUUCAAUUUUACAGCACAAGAAGUUCUAGAUAAUCUGAAAGACCGCUGGUUUCAGGCAGACAACCCUCCUGCUGAUCAGCUGCUAACCGAAGAAGAGUUCAUGUCUUUUCUGCACCCUGAACACAGCCGAGGCAUGCUCAAGUUCAUGGUGAAAGAGAUCGUGAGGGAUCUAGGUGAGCAGAAUGUGUUCAUCAUAAGUAAAUGGUAUUAUUGUGCAUAUACGUUUUAUAUGUUUGAAAAAUCACAUCGUAGAAGAAAAAAUACAUUUUAAAUAAAAGCUAGGGUCGUUUUUAAAGAAGGAUACUACAGACCUUAUUAAGCAAAUUAGACAAAGAUAGUCAGGGUGACACGUUGCUUGGGGCCCAUUCUUCUGUUACUGUCAACGGUUCCUUGGAAGGUUAGUGUUGACAGAGUUCUGCUGAGAAUAUUUUGGUGACAUUUUUCCCCUCUCUCCUGUUGCCCUGCAUCUUGGGAUUCUAGAAUUGGUGUCACACAUGAACCUGCCGAUAGCUCGAGCUGAGUGAAUUGGUGUUCUCACUGGUGGAGAAAUUAUGCAACUGUAGCGCAGGUCAAUAAAGCAAAUUGAGGGUUACAUAGUUGCCUAUGUUGCAAAAAGACUAAAACCCAUUAUUUUAUGCUGUUGAUCCAAAAGAAGGCUAAAAUCCCUAAUUGUAGCCAUUUCCAAUAAUGUCACAAAAAAAGGGGAAACAAAUCCUUCUUGACUCCAUAAUGGCAAUCAGAUUUCAACAACCAGUUGACUGUGAUUUGGGAUUUUAGAUUUCUUAAAUGAACAGUGGCAAAUCACAAGUUGAGUUCUCGGACUUCACAGAUUGAUUUAAUGAAGCUUAUGGCAGAAGAAAGUCAGGUCAGAGUCCAUGCCUUGAAUGCAUUUGCACCUUCUCUAUGCCUACAGCAAGUAAGCAUGUGUCGUGUUCAAAAAAAUAUGCAUAACUUGGUAUUCUAUAUUGCACAUUUAGUAGCUCUGUUCUGUUUUUUUAAUAGCCUUUUAAUGGCCAGGUUUAUGAGUUUGUCUGCUGUGCAGCUAUCUUGGUAAUAUUGUGGAGGAGGCAUUUCUCGUAUAAUAAACGGUUACAUAAUCCUAUUUCUAUUAAAAUCAAGAUAGUAAGCCUUAUCAUCAUCUUCAUCUUUUACUAUUAUUAAUGCUUCUGGAAAAUACCCACAUCAGAUAUUGCUUUGAUAAUUAGCAGAGUACAUGGCUCUCAUUGCUAACUCAGCAGCACUGAACAUUUUGAUUGAAUCAUCUUACUGAAUGUUUUCGUGCAACUCUGCUCAGAAAAAAAAAAUCUAUUUAAAUGUACCGUAUGCUGUAUUUAAACUGUGCAAAAAAAAGUCUGACUUUGCUUCUUUUUUUUUUUUUUUUUUUCUGAUACCUGCUCGUAUGGCCUGUGCCGCUGCACCCUUCCUCUGCUAUCUAGCGAUGAGAUUAUAUUAGAAAAACAGGAACUUGUUUUUUUUUUUUUUUUUAAAGUGCUGACAAAACCUGCGUAUAAAUUUCCCCUUACCAUAUUACAUUUAAGGUGGUAUUUCCACUCAGCUGUUAAUUUUAAGAGCCAUGUAUCUCUGGCUUGUUUAUAUUGUACCACCUUGAAUCUAUUAAAUAGCAAGACUAGCAGUAAAUUAAAAGGCAUACUUUAUAAUCGGUAAUACAAAGCUGUAUUCCUGGCUCUAUCGCUCCCCCUGCCUUCCCUCAAUGAGCUGAAGUGGUCUGGGUGCCUACAGUGUCCCUUUAAUAGAAAAACCAGAAGCUUCUUGUCAUUAUUUUAUUUUGUAUUGUUGAUACUAAUUGUAUUACUUGUAACUUCAUGUUAUAUCUUACCUGAUGUUGUAAUCCUGCCCUAGUACUGGUCUGAAUGAAUAAUGCAUCUUGAUAAUAUAAAUGCUGUAUGAUGGAAGUGAUGCCUAUUUAUAAUACAUUAUAUAGAUACCCCAUUAAAAAUAUGCAAAUAAAAUAAAGGUAAGACUCAGGGAGGGGGAAAAUACACUUUAGUUUUUUUUGUUUGUUUUUUCCCCUCCUCAGCCCUGUCCUCUUAGUCAGCCCCUGUCCCCCCCUUUCUCAGCCCCUGUCCCCCCCUUUCUCAGCCCCUGUCCCCCCCUUUCUCAGCCCCUGUCCCGCCCUUUCUCAGCCCCUGUCCCCCCCUUUCUCAGCCCCUGUCCCACCCUUUCCCUGCUCCUUUCCCCCCUCUCAGCCCCUGCCCCCUUCCUCAGCCCAAUGCGCCACACUACAGCCCCAUAACAUCCCCACUUCAGCUCCUCUCCCCCAAUUGCAACCCAUAUCACCCACACCACAUCCCCUUUCCCAAAUCGUAGCCAUCAACCUACUUCAGCCCCUAUCCCCACAUUGCCUAAACCCCCAAUUACAGCUUAUACCCCCCACUACAGCCCAGUCUCUUUACUCAGCCUCUGUCUACUGGUUUUAAAAGUGUAAAGUUUGGGUGUAUGUGUGUGUGUAUGAGUAUGUCUGUCUGUGUGUGUGUGCGCGCGCCAGUAUGUCUGUCUAUAUGUGUGCCAGUUUGUCUCUGUGUGUGUGUGUCAGUAUGUCUCUGUCUGAGUCAGUAUGCCUGUAACAGUGUAUCUUUCUGUGUGCCUGUCAGUGAGUGUGUGCAUGUGCCUGUUAGUGAGUGUGUGUUUUUAGUGUGUGCCAAAUCAGCAAGUGUGUGUGCCUUUCAUUGAAUGUCUGUUUAGGUGACUGCUCCACCCCCCCUUUCGAUCACAUGGGAAAGGUGUUUUUACUCUGCUCUUGGUGCAAUGGGCCACUUGACUGGAUUUGCCCCCCAGGCCUAAGACUGCCAGCCCUCCCCUGACCAUAAGCACCAAAAAACUUUAGCAUAACGAAGUGGUUUGGGUUUAUUCAUUACAUUCUGGCAUUUGCCUUACAAAUUGUGGUUCCUUACAGAAAUGUGUUCAUCCCAUCACAACUCCUUAGCUGUAAAUGUAUCUCUGUGCCAACUGCAUAAAAUACAAGAUGGAAUCUUCAGCUAAUAAAGUUGCAUCAUAUUGACUCGCAAAUGCGGUAGUUAAAAUAUUAUCAGUCUUAAAGGACCACUAUAGUGCCAGGAAAACAUACUUGUUUUCCUGGCACUAUAGUGCCCUGAGGGUGCCCCCACCUUCAGGGUCCCUCUCCUGCCCGGCUCUGGGGAAAGGAAAGGGGUAAAAACUUACCUUUUUCCAGCGCUGGGCGGGGAGCUCUCCUCCUCCGUUCCUCCCAUUUGGCUGAAUGCGCACGCGCGGCAAGAGCUGCGCGCGCAUUCAGCCGGUAGCAUAAGAAAGCAUUUACAAUGCUUUCCUAUGGACGCUUGCGUGCUCUCACUGUGAUUUUCACAGUGAGAAUCAUGCAAGCGCCUCUAGCGGCUGUCAAUGAGACAGCUGCUAGAGGAAUUGGAGGAAGGAUUAACCAACAUAGCAUAUGUUUAUAAAAAAAAAUGGGUUAAUCCUACUUGGACCUGGCACCCAGACCACUUCAUUAGGCUGAAGUGGUCUGGGUGCCUAGAGUGGUCCUUUAAAACGACUUAUUUUCAGGUUCACUUGUACACCAGCCGCAUAAAAGCUCUUUAUCAGAGUAAAAAAUGCACAUAUUAAAGAAAUUAGUGGUGAAUCCUGCCCUUUUUAUUACAAUCUAUACAGAAAAGGGUUCACAUUAAUAGUGAGAAUACAAGAUGACUUUAUUUAAAGAUGCCUGUUUCUGCACGAUUUAUAGAUUACCGUUACUGUCUACAUGCACAGGUUGAGCUCUGUAGAGCUGACUAGAGAGCAUUAAGCCAUGUGUGCAAUAUACCGGGUGGCAUUUAUUUAAAUGCUACUAUGCAAGGUGCAGUUAUUAUCGGGGUCAUAAUUAAUGGGGCAGUGUAGUUCCUUUACUCAGGUUAGCAAUUUGCAUGCGUGAUCCCUUUCUGCUGGUUUCAUUAUUAUUAGUAUUGAAAGUAUCAAUGUAGUAACGUGAGUCUGUCAUCCACAAAACACGUAGAUCACAAAGUCAGCUUUAAUUUUUACAAUGUGCUGGUGAAAUAAUUUCCUACAAACGUAGAUACUUGCCUGAGGUUUGUGACUUGGUUGUCCACAAUGAUUGACCGUUACUAAAGGAACAAUUUUGGCACCAUAAAAACAACGUAAUCUGAAUUAAGAUGCUAUGGUGCCCGGGGGUUCCAUUUAAUGCAGGUGAAUGCAUCCAACACUCCCAAGUAAAGUGUCUUGUGUAAUUAUUUCUUUUUUUAAGGCAUAUCGGCUGUUCCUGUCUUGUUAUGUAGUUUUGAGACUGCAGCAUUUCUGUCAACAAAGUAUAAAAUAGGCAUUUGAUGUUUUUCAUAGAUGUAUUUGGAUAGGACAAGGUAUGCAUAAAAUUUUGAACCAAGGAGAAUAGCCCCAUAAUUAACAUAUUUUGUAAAUAUUUAUGAAAACUAUCUAUGUAAAUUAUUUUAUGGGAGCACUCUGUACAACAUAAUCACUACUUCUAAGCAUAGUGGUUAUGGUGCAAUGAGUCUGUGGGCACUAUCCUCUCAAUUGGGCUCUCCUUGGUAACUCUAAAUCCACCCUUUCUUCCGCCACUCUAGAGAUUUCACUUCUAUAUUAUCAGUGUGAAAUUUUGUAUAGCUGGUGGGGAGUGGUUAUAAUACUUAUUGUCCCUUUAACUUUAGUUAUCUAUUUGAAAUUGCCAAUGCAUACCUUUCUUUUUCCAAGGUGUGAAACAACUGUCCUGCUCUUUAAACACCUUUUUUGUUAUUUAUUUUACUGUAGAUCAAGAUGGUGACAAAAAACUCACCCUCUCAGAGUUCAUCUCUCUGCCUGUUGGCACUGUUGAAAACCAGCAAGCCCAAGAUAUCGAUGAUGACUGGGUACGAGACAGAAAAAAGGAAUUUGAAGACGUUAUUGAUGCAGAUCACAAUGGAAUUGUCACAAUGGAAGAGCUGGAAGUAAGACAAUUUGUGUCAUAAUAAUGUCUGAAUAGCGUGGCUGGAAAGAUGAAUAAUUUUCUAAAUUGUGUUUAGGAGUGAUUUUUUUUUUUUUGUCUUUCAUUGUUGAGAAAUACAGAAAUGUUUCAAAUGUAUGUCCAGAUAGCAUUAUAUUCUGUAUAUACGCCUCGGGUAAAGGGCUUUAUGUUCAAUAUUCUGGUGUGUGAAUAAGAAAUAUCUCUGUACAAGUAUUCUAGAAUGUUAAUUUAAUUAUGUGUUUUGUAGGAAUACAUGGAUCCCAUGAACGAAUACAAUGCUCUCAAUGAAGCUAAACAAAUGAUUGCCGUCGCAGAUGAGAACCAGGACCACCACUUAGGAAAAGCAGAAAUCAUGAAGUAUAGCGAGUACUUUACCGGCAGCAAGCUGAUGGACUAUGCCCGCAAUGUACACGAGGAGUUCUGAGUCUCCCCCUGCCCUGUUCUUAUUUAAGAUGGCUCCUCUUCCCCUUUAAAUAAAGGAGGUCUUGGUAAUUUCAAGAGAUCAGUCUUGUAGUUUAACGGGAAGAGGAGGAACGCCAGUUUUGCUGCUACUACCCAUGUGUGUUUUUAGUGUGCAGUAUUGAGUGGGGUGAUCACCUUCCCUGCCACAUGCAAAUCAUUUCCAUGGCAAAAUUUGCACACGCGUAAUGGCUUUUGGUUGCUUCAGUCAUUUUUCGCCACCCUAUUUUAUUGAUGAUGUAGAGCGCCUGCAGGUCACCUCUCUGCUAUUCCCCUUUGCUAUAGUAGAGCUGUAAUGCAUCAGAGGCCUGACAUUUAAAGAGCCGACCAUAUAAUGUGUCUUCUGCUAGCAUUCUCUGGUUGUUCUUGGUGGGGAAAUUUGCUUAUUUAUACAUUUGACACAGCUUUGUUGGGACACCAAGUGGAUUCUGCAGAAUGUAAAACGGAGUCCAUGACAUUCACAGACUGGCUUAUGUUUUAUCUACAUUGGGGAGUUACAUAAUUUGUGGAAAAUACACUGUGGUUUCGGGGUAAAUUUUAAUAUUUAAUGUGCAUUAAUGUCCAACAGAUUAUACAAAAAAAAGGCAGAUAAUAUUCUAAAUGUGUUAUUUUCAAAUACAAAAUAAAUCUAAAAUUGUAAUGAGGGUAAAUAUAUAUAUAAAUAUAUAUAUAUAUUUAUUUAUUUUUAUCUAGGAAGUGUACCAAGUUACGCAAGUGAAAGUAAAAUACUUUUUUUUUUUUUUCCCUUUUAUAUUUUUGACUAGUUUGUUUUGUUUUUUUUGUUUUUUUUGGGGGGGUUCUGUAAAGGAAACGGGAAAAGUACUAAAUAUUUCUCUUACAGGGUAAAUCCAAAAGGGAAGUCUUACAGCAGACUGAAUGUUUCCUUUAGAUGUGGGAGAGGGGGUGGAGGGGCGCCUAAGUUGAGCAACAAUAAAAUACCAAUAUUAUAUUUACUUGUAUCGAAAAUCAUAAUCUCAGAUUCCUGUUAAGGAGCAGGUGAAACCGAAAACGAGAAUGGAUUUCAGCAUAGUCUAUUAGUCGACUAUACGAUGGUAAUGUGAAAAUCUCAUUUUAUUUUAAGAUCUGAUAAGAGUUGACAUUUCUAAAUCAAAUUAUUAGGGCUAGUUAGAUGGCAAUUGUUCAUAUGUUUGAGUUCUUUGGGGAUUUGUGUUUUGAGGGUUUUUUUGUUUUGUUUUUAUUUUAUAAAUGUGUAAUUUAUAUUAAUAAAAAUAUAAAUAAGUGUAACAUUUGUGUCUGUGAAAGCAAAACCUGUUUUAACCCCUUAAGGACACAGCUUCUGAAAUAAAAGGGAAUCAUGAUGGAAUAUUUCCGUCAUGUGUCCUUAAGGGUUAAGAUAUUGCUAGAAUUGAUCCAACGUAGAAGCUAUUUUUGUGAUUGAUAAAAGUCUAAACGUGUGUAUUUUCCAACCCCUUCUCCAAUUAUUUAUUUAUGAGAUGGCCAUACAGAUUUCUGUUGAUCUUUCUAUGGUGAGAAGACAUGCUGGAGCAAUUGCUUAUUUGAAGAAGAUUGUAUCCAGUUGCCUACAUCAAGGAAAACCAGCUUUCAGAAUGUAAACUUGGACUAAUUCACUGGUAAUUGAUCUACAGAGAGCUCGGAGCUUCAAAACAGAGAACUAGGUCCUGGUGCUCAAUAUUGCUUUUCGGUACAAUCUGCUUUUUCUAAAAAAACAAUAGCAGACUUACGAAUGUGGAAACCAAUGGAGUGUGUCCGCUGGAUUAUUCAGGUUGUAGAUGGUUAUUCUAAGAUGAAUAUAAAUAACACCAGUUAUAUCAAAUACUUAUCUGCUUUAUGGGGGAUCAUAUACACGUGCAUUUAAAAUAAAGAAUUGUGAAGUGUGUAGUAUGGGAAUAUAAUACCAUUAAGAGGCUCUGGAGACAUCACAUCAUUUAAGGUAGAGUGAACAUCUAGAUGUCCCUUUUCCAGGAUAUACAAGUCAUUGCCGUGUAUCAUUUCUGUUACAUGAAUUCUUUAGGGGUUAUAAUAUUGCUGGGAAACCGAGCCUGCCUGAUAUUAGUGGGUAUUAUAUGCCUAUGCAAAUACCUGCCCAUGUCCUUAAUUCAGCUCAUCUACCAUUACCGAUAUGCUGGGAGAAGAGCUGUAGUGAUGGGGAAACCGUUUGUUUAUAUCUAAGUUGUUUGUUCCUGUUUAAAAUUAAGGACAGUAACAGAAUAUAGUCUGCUGCCCAGAAGUGUAAUUUCCACUAUUCUUGAGCAGACUCUAACUGAUAUGUUGUACUACUGCCCUAGGAUUGGUAGAACCAGUGUUGCAUAGUGUCAGUUGUGGUGAAACACUUUUUUUAUUGCAUAAUGUUAUAUCUCCCUCUUUGCGGUAUCGCUAAGUAACUCACACAAUGACGUGAAUGCCACACAUUCUCAUUAAGCUCUCUCAGUCUGGUACAAAAUGUCCUCCACUGAUUAUCCAUGUUGUUUCUUUCAGUGUUCUCAGUUACCAACAGUGCCAUGCUAACUGCCAUUUAACUCUAGUAUUAAGGCUGUAUUUCAAGUUUCCUGGGCUUUUUACAAAUAAUCUCAGUUAGUAAAUGUACCAUAUGCUGUGGCUUAUAUUUCAAAAAUAAGCCAGCAAUAAUUAUUUAAUAUUGAAUCCAGUGACACGUAUUCUGUUUGUACCAGCUCAUGUUACCUGUUGUGUUAUAAAUGUCAAAGUGAUGUCUGUAACAAUAAAGAAUCCAAAACUGAUUAAA
Messenger RNA from Pelobates cultripes (western spadefoot toad), 33554 nucleotides. Lineage: Eukaryota; Metazoa; Chordata; Amphibia; Anura; Pelobatidae. The record is from the annotation of a GenBank genome assembly.